AAUAAUAAUAAUAAUAUAUAAAAAUAAUAAAAAAGAAAAACAAGAGCAAGAACAAGAACAGCAGCAAUAACAAUAUGUUUCAUAUACAUUAAGUUCCUAAAAACCACAUUUUUUCCAUAUUUAUGCUAAACGGGAGAAGGAGAAAAACAUCAAUAUUUUAUAUACAGCACGCAACAAUGUUGAAAAUAAUAAUUACGAUGAUGGUGAUGCACAAGAUAAUAAUGAGAUGAUGUUGAUGAUGAUGAUGAUAAAUAAAGUGUUGUUACAUUAUUGUUGUUGUUAUAUAUAUUAAAAAACAUUCAGCACAUAAUGUGGAUUACGCGCAAUACAAGCAAAAUAAUUUGCAACAAAAAGCCGACAUCACAGAGAGUACACAGUGAUACCAUAUAAACUGGCAGACAGACAUGCAAACAACGCAUUAAGCUUACUAAGAUUUUUAGUUCAAUCAUUGUUAUUACAUCUGGUUGUUUUAAGCUGAUUUUCUUCAACACUUCGUAGUUCUAAGGCGAAAACAAUUUUCCUUCGAAAACGCACAAAAUCUCUUAAAAGAAAAAAGCAAAAAAGAAAAAAAAAAGAUAAUAAAGAAACCAAAAAUCUGCCAUUAACUGAGAGGAAAAUCAAUCAAACAAAUCGAUCGUGAGGAUAGCACUAAGAAAGCCUUGCAUUCAAGGCAUGUUUAUACCUGAUUCACUGAGAAGCUGUAUGAUCGAGACGGACGUAAAUUCUUAUCUGCAAACCUCAUCCUCAGGACAGGAUGAGUUUCAUCCAUUCAUUGAAGCUCUCUUACCAUAUGUCAAAUCAUUUUCGUAUUCCUGGUUUAAUUUACAAGCCGCAAAACGUAAAUAUUACAAAAAACAUGAGAAACGUAUGUCGCUGGAGGAGGAACGUCACUGUAAAGACGAAUUACAGAACGAAAAAGCAGAGGUCAAGCAAAAAUGGGCUUCUCGUUUGCUGGGAAAGUUGCGUAAGGACAUAACGCAAGAAUGUCGCGAGGACUUCGUACAAUCCAUUACCGGUAAACGCAAAUCGAUAUGUGUGCUAUCGAAUCCCGACCAAAAGGGCAAAAUGCGCCGCAUCGAUUGUCUGCGUCAAGCGGACAAGGUGUGGCGUUUAGAUCUGGUCAUGGUUAUAUUAUUCAAAGCGAUACCAUUGGAAAGUACCGAUGGCGAGAGACUAGAAAAGAGUCCUGAGUGCAUCCAUCCAGCUUUAUGUGUAAAUCCGUAUCAUAUUAAUGUGUCGGUGCGUGAAUUGGAUUUGUAUUUGGCUAAUUUCAUCAAUACUCAUGAUCCGCUGAGCAGUCCGACGCCGGCUUCUCCAGCGCCCGGUACUCCGUCAACUCCCUCGUUAAUGUUGUAUGGCAGUGAACAUGGCAGUAACAAUAAUAACAACAAUAGCAGCGCAACAAAUGACAAUAAAAAACAUGGAGAAGACGACCGCAAAAAUAAAGACAAUACACCGUUUGCAGGCUACAGUCACAAUCCCUAUAAUGGUGUUGUGUGUAACGAUAUAAUUUUGGCCACUGGAGUCUUCUCUUCCAAAGAACUGUGGAAGCUUUCAAAAGCGUCCAUUCUUGAGGAGACAACUGGCGAUUUGAUACAAGCAAGUUCAAUUAAAUUGGAGCAUCCGACGGCUGCGUACGAAUGCAAUACAUAUCAAAUGUCCGCUGCCUCCGCUCCUUUGGGUUCAGUGGUGGGUAGUGUCAAUAGCUUAGCAACGUCCGGUGGCUCAGGAAUGGUAACGGGAGAUGGCCGUUCUACUGUGAGCGCUUCCAUGGUACUACCAUCGGGUUACAGCAUUGACUUUGUUGAUCCCAGGAGUAGUAUGCAUAUAUCUAACAGUUCACUAUUAAGGGCAGCAGCUGCAGCCUCUUGCAAAUCUGAUCCCAAUAGUUCUCCUCAGGAUCACAGCAGCAGUUUUUCUGUGAUAUUAAGACAAAAUGAAGACAAUGCCUCCAAUAGUGGUGGUAACGGAGGCGCCAAUCUAUCCGAUGAAGCCUUGCAAAGGUACACACCCACCAGUAAUCGAGUUUUGCUGAGUAUGGGACAAAUGCGUCCAGGGGAAGUGCUUAUGCAGCAUAAUGUUGCCUCAUCACUGGUUCCAAAUGCUGUCAGUCCGGCUUUGUAUUACCCUCAGCAUGCCAGUCCUUCGGCUGUAGCUCCCGAGUCUAAUGACGAUCCCAAUCAAUCACAACACCAGCAGCAACAGCAACAACAGCAGACGCAUCAACAGCAGCAACAAACACAACAACAGCAACAUCAUCAACAUCAUCAACAACAUUUGCAUCAUACACAGGCAAACACGACACCUAAGUAUUCGGCCGAAAUUAUUAACCACGGCCACGAUAUGACCGACUUUGUGGCUUAUGUUUGUCAAGAUACAAACGUUCCCCCAGGUGGUGGUUCUGCCGACGAACAUGGCCAUCCUCAAACGUCCUCCCAUUUUCAAUUGCAGCACGCAGCUGCCGCCGCAGCGGUUGGACGCAGUCCAAAAUUGUCAGCGGUUUCCGCAGCAGCGGCUGCUGCUCACUAUCAACAAUACAGCACCAUGUUGCCUCCGCCACCAUUACCCCCAAUGGCGCGUCCUGUGGCAAUAAUACGUUCUACAGGAGAUCUUACCAUGGUCGGUUCGCCACCAACGUCCACAGCCAUGUCACCACCCCCUCUUGCGAGCUCCGGAGAUUCCCCACGCCAUCAUCAAUCGCAUCACAGUCUUCAUCAACAUCAUCAACAUCAUCACCAUCAUCAGCAGCACCAGCAACACACCACGAUUGAUCAUAGUUCUAACACGAGCGGUACAUUAAGCGUUAUGACUUCAAAAUCAACCAACACCUCAGCGGCCAGUCAAGAUUCUUCCAACAGCACUGUAACCGUAUGCAGCUCGAAUAAUUCCAGCGAUUUGGCAGUAGCCUCAGCUUCAACAUCGCCACCGCCGGCACCCACGCAAAGUCCGCAGUCUCAUAUAAUUGAUGUGGCACGCUGUAAAACAUCACCAACAUCAUCGGCCGCUUCAGCGGUAUCUUCAGUUUCGGCUUUAACACGCAUAUCAGCACAACCGUAUAGCAACACAAACAGUCGAGAUUCAUACUUUAAUCAUUUCCAUACGCAAACAACGCCGCUUUUGGGUUAUACCAGCUCCAUUUCCACCAUGUCUGGUGUUAUUAGUCCAACUAAUCUUAGCUUAUAUUCGUCGGCUUCAGCAGCGGGUGUUUCACCUGCUGUAACGCAUCGCACAACACCACGUACUCGUUGGAAUCCCCCGUUUCUAUCGAUGGAAGAUGAUUUCAAUAUGAUGUCCCACACAUUGUCAAGCACAAAUCCAGAGGCAACCCCUGUUAUCUUAAUGGAAGAUUCUGGCCGCUACAGCGAUGAAUACGUAACAAGUCGAGAUUAUGUUACAUGAUUAUAAUUAAAUUAUACUAAUACAAUAACAACAGCAACAACAACAACCAUACCAACAGUAUCCGCAACAUCAUAUUACAGUAUGCCAUACUAGAACUGCAAAAACACUACAAAUUGUGUCAUAUAUAUGAAGAAAAUGAUUUAAGAUUAUUUCAAUUACAUACGCAUAUGUAUAUAUAUAUAUAUAUAUAUA
This is a messenger RNA of Glossina fuscipes, 3591 nucleotides long. RefSeq names its product myb-like protein I (gene NfI). The transcript is spliced from 11 exons. NCBI's taxonomy places the organism in Eukaryota, Metazoa, Arthropoda, Insecta, Diptera, Glossinidae. The record is from RefSeq and is a predicted model, not a curated record. Gene Ontology annotation, cellular component: nucleus. The coding region runs from base 673 to 3399 and encodes 908 amino acids. Gene Ontology annotation, molecular function: RNA polymerase II cis-regulatory region sequence-specific DNA binding; DNA-binding transcription factor activity, RNA polymerase II-specific. Gene Ontology annotation, biological process: regulation of transcription by RNA polymerase II.